Molecule: messenger RNA, 1611 nt
Organism: Drosophila persimilis
Lineage: Eukaryota; Metazoa; Arthropoda; Insecta; Diptera; Drosophilidae
Gene: dpr2
Product: zwei Ig domain protein zig-8
Exons: 7
Coding region: 125-1375 (416 amino acids)
Biological process (GO): synapse organization
Cellular component (GO): neuron projection membrane
Source: RefSeq, a predicted model, not a curated record
CUUUUCGGCAUCAUUGAGAACCAUGUGAAUUAUCCGGAUAAAUGCCUCCAAUCAGCGGACCGCACGUGGGGUGAACAAAUCAGAACAGAAUCAAUCUGAGUAUAACUAGCAAGCGACGAGGAUCAUGGCCAUGCCCGGGAAAUGUAAAGGCUGCGCCUUAAUGCUAAUCAUCACAAUUAUGACAAGUACCAGUGUAACAAGAACAUGGUCAUUGGAGGCCCAGCACUUGCCUCAAGCAAUCAGGAAUCGGCAGGGCAUUAAGUCAUCACCCAAGUCCAGAAACACCAGCGUCAACGAUUUGCUGCCAGUGAUUUCAUCGCCCGAAGCGUCGAUUGAAAGCGAUUACGUCUACAUUGCCUCUCUUGUCCGGAACAGUAACCACUUUGCUCAUUUCAACAAUGCCGUGGAGGAGGAGCAGGAGCCAGAAGAGCACCCAAUAGACGAGACAACCUAUCCGCCACCAAUUUUUGACUUUGGUAUGCCCAGGAAUAUAACGGCCCGAACGGGUCACACGGCGGCCAUCAAUUGCCGAGUGGACCAUCUGGGCGAUAAGUCGGUAUCCUGGAUAAGGAAACGCGAUUUACACAUCCUGACUGCAGGCGUUUUGACCUACACCUCCGACGAACGUUUCAAGGUUGUACGCACCGCCGACUCCAAGGACUGGACAUUGCAUGUGAAAUACGCUCAGCCACGUGACAGCGGCAUCUACGAGUGCCAAGUGAACACGGAGCCAAAGAUUUCGAUGGCAUUCCGCCUGAAUGUCAUAGUGACGCCGCCAGAUGCCAAAGCGAUUAUUGCUGGUCCGACGGACUUGUACGUCAAAGUGGGCAGCGUCAUAACGCUCACAUGCCUGGUAAAACAGCCGACGACAUCGGCACAGGACAUUGGCCCCAUCUACUGGUAUCGCGGCCCAUACAUAUUAACGCCGUUUGUUGCCCAUCCCAAUGAGGCGGCCAUUGAUUUGCAGCGUAUCUCCAUGGAAUCAACUCUGACAGAGAAGCUACAGAGCAGAUUACGCAUUGCCAAUGCACAGCUGCUUGACACGGGCAAUUAUACGUGCCUGCCGACCACGGCGGAGGCGGCCAGUGUGCUGGUCAAUGUCAUCAAUGAUGAAAGCCCCGCGGCGAUGCAGAAGAGUAAAGGUGUCCGAGUGGCCAGCAGCUGUCGGAGCACUCGAAUGGCUCUCGUCAUGGCGUUGGUUGCCAGUUCAGUUGUGCGAUGGCUACUCUCCUGCAGCUGCUCCAACGCCUCCUCGAAUGUAUCAUCUCUGCAUAUCAACUACUGGCACCCGCAAGCAAUCAGACUCAGCCGAAGGGGGGAGCGGCAACAGCUACGGGUAGACGUAGACCUAAGGGAAACUUUGUCUGAAUCGUGAUAAGUAAUUACGUGUGUGGAUACUUGAAUAUAUUGUACAUAGGACUAUUUAAUAGCUAAGGAUGAACAUCAAAAUACGAUCCAGAACAUCAAAUAUAAAGAAACCAUUUCGUAAUCUGUGUGUAAUGUAUAUUCAAUCAACCAGUAAAUACUUUCAUCAAUACAUUACAUACAAUCACUUUAAAUAUAGACAUAGUAAUAAUUUUAGAUUUUGUUUCUAUGAAAACGACUGCUAAU